Phlebotomus papatasi is the source of this 1197-nucleotide messenger RNA. RefSeq names its product phytanoyl-CoA dioxygenase domain-containing protein 1 (gene Phyhd1). The record is from RefSeq and is a predicted model, not a curated record. The transcript is spliced from 4 exons. Bases 296 to 1150 code for a protein of 284 amino acids. Lineage: Eukaryota; Metazoa; Arthropoda; Insecta; Diptera; Psychodidae.
UCAUAUUCGCUUCAAAGACGAAGUAUAAAUCGUCUGAAACUGAGAAGUACUUUAAAAUUUCGAUUUCCCACACAGAAAUCAUUUUGAUAAACAUCUUACGAGCAAGUCAGCAUCACACGAGUCUCUCGGAGCUCAUUGGCAAAGUCAUUUCCUUCCCAACUCUCAUCAAGAGAAGUGCAAUAUUGAAGUCAAGAGCAAUUUACUGAGUGUAUUUUGAGGCAAUUUUCCGAUUGACACCAUUUGUGAUUACUUUGUGAUCUUGUGGGAGUGCUUUUAAUCCGAUUAAAGUGUCACAAUGAGGAAUACCUUGUUGGAAGAGCUUCAAGAAAAUGGGUAUGUGGUAUUUGAAAAUUUCCUUCUGCCCGAAGAGGUGGAGGAAGUGAAGAAAGCAGGACAGGAACUUUGUUUAGAAGCCCCAAAAGAAUGUCGCACAAUAUUCAGUACAGUUAAUUGCAACAAUAAUCAGAACAGAGAGCAAUACUUUAUUGAAUCAGGCGACAAAGUGCGAUACUUUUUUGAGGAAGGUGCUCUCAAUGAGCAGGGGGAGUUGAUUGUGAAACCAGAGAAUGCCCUCAAUAAAGUGGGCCAUUCUCUACAUACCGAUCAUGACAUCUUCAAGAAAUACACCUUUUCCCACCGCGUUCGUGAGGUAUGCUGGCAAUUGGGCUUCAAGAGGCCCGCUAUUCCUCAGAGUAUGUACAUUUACAAAAAUCCAGGAGUUGGAGGAGAAGUAAUUGCGCAUCAAGAUGGAACGUUUUUGUGCACUGAACCAGUAUCAACAGUGGGCUUCUGGAUUGCCCUGGAUGACGCUACUGCACAGAAUGGAUGCCUUCAGUUCAUAAAAGGAUCGCACAAAAGUGGUGUUCAUCGCAGAUAUAUUCGAAAUCCGGAUAAAUCAUCAAACGAGCUUUUGAUCUACGAUAGACCGGCACCGAUUUACCCCGCUUCUAAUUUUACAUCCGUUCCUGUUGAAAAAGGGUCAUGCAUCCUGAUUCAUAGCCAAGUAGUCCACCGAAGUAAUCAGAAUAAAUCGAACAAAGAGCGACAUGCUUACACCUUUCAUGUAAUCGAAACAGACAACGUGAAGUAUUCAGAAGAAAAUUGGCUUCAACCAAAUCCCGAUUCAUCAUUUCCAAUUUUAUAUGAGUAGAUCAAAAUUAUUGAAUUAAUAAAAAGCAUGAAAAUUUUGGAGAUUUA